AGAGCUAAGGGGGAAAAAAGCAAAACAGGAAAAGGCGUCAGGUGGAUGAGGCGUAAGAAAUGUCGCUGCUAUGUUUUAUUUCUCCAUUGAUAUUAAUAGAGUUGUGUUUGACAGUACUGUAGAAUCUGCUUGUUGCUUUGCUGUUGUAGAAAUCUGCACUCAUGUCUCGGUGCUUUUUGUUUACUGCAUUCACCAACCAAAAUACUAAAUCAGGCUAACACGCUAAUCAGGAUGCAGUGAUAUUAUAGAUUUUAAAACGCUGUAUGAAUAGUACCUUAAAUGCGUCUUAGGGGUUUCCCCCUCUAUCUCUCCGUCAUAACGCUUGAGUUUUUAUUUUCCUCUCUCUUAAUCUGUAAUUCACCGUUUUGUUUUGUUUUCGUCUAGCAGUGUGCUAGUGAAUGUCACAGGCCGAAUGUAGAGAUUUAUAUGCACCCAAACAUGAGGCAGGAUGGACUGGGAACCUGACUGUGUCUGUGUUUGAUCUUUAGUCUGUGGUUUUGGUCUUAUGAUAGCAAGCAGCGUUUAUGACCAAUAAAAUGAUUUAUUUGCUGUUGAACUGUGAAAUGUGAUUGGUCAGGAGGUGUUCAUUUUCUGUAACAGUAAUAGUUGUAGACAAUAGUACGGGAUCAAACCUUAAGCUUCCAAACGAUACGAUUUAGAUUCAUAAGGAAUCGAUUCGAUGUUUGACAAUAGCAAAUUAUUUUGAUUCAUGAAUCGUUCAAUUCAUAUUGAAGUUUCGAUUCAGUAUUUGAUGAUGCUGUUGAGUUUGCUAUGACACGAGAUGAUUUAGAUUCAUUAGGCAACGACUCCACUGAAUCUACUACGAUAUAUUAUGAUUUAGAUUCAUAAGGAAAAGAUUAAAUAUUUGACAAUACCACCGAAUCUACUACAAUACAUUACGAUGUAGAUUCAUAAGGAAACGAUUCGUUAUUUGACGAUGCCACUGAAUCUACUACCAUACAUUGCGAUUUAAAUUCAUUGGGAAAUGAUUCGUUUCGUUAUUUGACUAUGCCACCGAAUCUACUACCAUACAUUUAUGUUGAGCCUUGUUAAGCUUUAUUUUUCACCUUAAAUGAUAUUGAAUGUCCUGUACAAUGCACUAUACUGGGUUGGGGGAGAUGUAAGCCAUUAUUGUGUACACAAUUUAGCACACUUAUAUAGGGAUUAGACAGUUGUGAUUCUGCCUGUAAUGUUGUGCUUAUAUCGUAUCAUUUGCUUAUAUUCGGCCUCUAGCGUUUACCUUCUGUUCUCCAGUGCCAGUGUUCCCUGCUCUUAUCUGAGAACCAAGCCAUUUUUGUCCCCUCACCAGACCCUUCCUACAGCACAGAAUGGAGUUUGCGGAAUUGAUAAAGACCCCCCGGGUGGAUGGCGUGGUCCUACACCGGCCCUUUCUGCCCACCGUGGAGGGAACUCUGUGUUUAACCGGCCACCACCUCAUCCUGUCCUCACGCCAGGACAACACCGAGGAGCUCUGGCUGCUCCACGCGAACAUCGACGCUAUUGAGAAGAGGUUUGUCGGCUCUCUCGGCUCAAUUAUCGUGAAAUGCAAGGACCUGCGGAUUAUUCAGUUGGACAUACCUGGCAUGGAGGAGUGUCUCAACAUUGCUAGCUCCAUUGAAGCGUUAUCCACACUCGACUCAGUCUCCUUGAUGUAUCCUUUCUUCUACCGGCCCAUGUUUGAGGUCAUUGAUGAUGGGUGGCACUUGUUCUCACCAGAUGAGGCCUUCAGAGAUCUGGAAUCGAUGACAGAUGAGUGGCGACUUAGUGAAGUGAAUAAAACCUUCAUUGUUUGCCCCUCCUACCCUUCGUUGGUGGCUGUACCCAGGGAAAUAGACGACGACACUCUGUGCAAAGCUGCUGCGUUUCGACACGGCGGACGCUUCCCGGUGCUCAGCUACUACCACAAGAAGAACGGCAUGGUGAUGAUGCGAGCAGGGCAGCCUCUGACUGGAACAAAUGGACGCCGCUGUAAGGAAGAUGAGAAGUUGAUCAAUGCUACACUCCGUGCAGGGAAACGUGGGUACAUCAUCGACACACGCACUGUUGCAGUAGCGCAGCAGGCUAAGGCCCGCGGAGGUGGGUUUGAACAGGAGGUGAACUACCCGCAGUGGAGGAGAAUCAACAAAGCUAUUGAGAGAUCCAACAUUCUACAAGAGAGCCUGAUCAAGCUGGUGGAGGCGUGUAAUGACCACUCGAACAGCAUGGACCGCUGGCUUAGCAAACUGGAGGCCUCUAACUGGCAGAGCCAUGUAAAAGAGAUCCUCACUACUGCCUGCCUGGCUGCUCAGUGCAUUGACAGAGAGGGUGCAUCAGUGCUGGUCCACGGGACAGAGGGCACUGACUCCACACUGCAGGUCACUUCUUUAGCCCAGAUCAUUUUGGAUCCAGGCUGCAGGACAGUCCGUGGCUUCCAGGCCCUUGUGGAGCGUGAGUGGCUGCAGGCGGGUCACCCGUUUCAGCAGCGCUGUGCCCAGUCUGCAUACUCCAACGGGAAGCCGAGGAGUGAAGCGCCUGUGUUCUUGCUCUUCCUGGACUGCGUGUGGCAGAUCCUGCGUCAGUUUCCUUGCUCCUUCCAAUUUAACGAACACUUUCUGGUCACACUGUUCGAACACGCUUAUGCCUCCCAGUUUGGCACUUUUCUGGGAAACAGCGCUGCCGAGAGGGUGACGUUGGAGCUCUGUCAAAAGACGGUGUCCCUGUGGUCAUGGAUGAAUAGGCCUCAGGAGCUGGAGCGCUUCCUUAACCCUCUCUAUGAGGCCAACAGUCUUGUGAUCUGGCCAUCUGUAGCUCCACAGAGUCUGCUGCUUUGGGAGGGUGUGUUCCUUCGCUUUAAUCGCUCAACCAAGUGUCUGGACGAGGCAUAUGAGGAGAUGGUCCAUAUUAUUGAAUACAAUAAGGAGCUACAGAAUAAAGUGAACAGCCUCAGGAGACAGCUAGCUCAACUAGAGACAGAGGACGGCCCUCUUCAGAGUCCAUAGAAAUGCAUCUUGACCUGACUGAGAAAUCUGAACAGAGCCUUUCAGAGCCUAUUGAGCACUACUGAAAUUUAUUCUGACCCAUGCAUGUAUGUACACACGUGCACACAUUCACACACAUCACGUCUGCUCAGUCAGUCAUAUUGUGUUAAAGUACUUCAUCUAUGUGUAGUCAUAUAUAUAGAUUGAUUGAUUGAUUAUAGCAACUUUCAUACACUAAGUGAAACUUAUCGAGACAAGAGGCCAGUUACUAGACAUGUUGGUGGUUGGGUGUGAGCCCCUAUACCAAAUUGUGCUAUUAUUUUUACAUUUUUUUUUUUGUUGUUUUUUUUUCCGAUUAAUGAUGGUCAGUGCUUGAUGUGAUGGUCGAUGUUUGCCCAAAAACAAUGUGCUCUGAAAUCUUUUGUUGUAGAACAGUAGUGUAUAAUUUGCCAGUAUAAAGAAAAUGAUUUUAUAAGGGAAGUGAUAUUUCGGAUCUGUACAGUAAAAAGCCUGUGUCUUUUGCACACUUUGAUUCAAAGCUUAAUCGUGGUGUAACGGUAACCAGGAUUUAAGCAGAGCACCACUGAAAACAAAAUGUGUCGUAUCCAUUCAGCGUUCCUGUGUGUUUGGUUGCAGUUAAUGUUCAAUGCUUCAUUGUUAUUCUACUUAGAAAUCCUCCUUAAAAUAAAUGAAAUAUCGAAGAAAAAUAAACAUAAAGACAUACCCUGCUGUUGCAAUGGUUCACACUAAAAAUCAUACUCAAGUGCUAGUACCUUGUGUCUGCUGUAAUAUUGCACAUUAGACACAUAUUUAAUGUAGUGGUGGUCAAUAAUCCCUCUCUUGCAUUCGAUUACAGAUAAUGGGUUAAAACCAUACACACUACAAAAUACUAUGCUAUUUUAGACAUUUCCGUCAUCACCACCUAUGUGGUGGAGACAUCAUUUUUACAGUAAGGCCAUUUUGCUUAGCAUUUGGUCCCAGCAUCGUGUGCCAAUCUGAUCCGAUCCACAGCCACAUGAGUGUAAUCUGGGUUGAAAAGUUUCACCGUCUUGUCUGGCUUCAGGGCAGAAUGUGGAAUGAAAACUACACUGUAAUGCUAUUGUGAAGGCUGAGCGCAGACUCAUUCCAGACAUUCAUCUGGCCUAAAAAAAAAACAAAAAAAACCCAGCAUCUCUUGAUAUAUACCACUUAGUCCUCUGCCUUCCUUAUUAUAUCCUCCGGUGUGGAUUCACGUGUGUUUAAAUUUACUCAGACUGCUGAGGUCAUAGGGUGCAGAACACUGUCGGGACGAUAUACAUUUCAUUACAUGUUUAUUUGUCUGUAGUUUAGUAACUCCUCUGGUGUUCUGUAGUCAGAUUAUCAUCAUACGUCUUAUGGGAUUCAUCAUGAACACAAGGCCUUUUUGUAAAUCAUUGUAGUUUUAGGUGGUAAUGUUGUCAGUGGCAACAGCUUGUGGAGACAGGUUUUUGGACUGGCAUGUUAACCAAAUAAUUUGUAUUGUACUGUACCUGUUCACUGUUUACCCAAAACAUGCUUUUUUUUUUUGGUCAGAUGUAACUAUUUUAUUUUAUUUUAUUUUAUUUUAUUUUAUUUUAUUUUAUUUUAUUUUUUAUGAAUGUUUCUUCAGUGCAAUGCUUUACUGAGACAGUGAUUUCACUGGUUGUAUUUCAGCGAUUGAUGCAUGUCACAUGUUGAUGUACAUUAACUGUAGAUUUAUGUUCUAUUCUUUUGGCAUUCAAAUGUUCUGUAGGUGGUUUCAUACAAAAUACAAUUAAACAAACCCUUAAUAAAGUUAGAAAACGGUA
Molecule: messenger RNA, 4762 nt
Organism: Ictalurus furcatus (blue catfish)
Lineage: Eukaryota; Metazoa; Chordata; Actinopteri; Siluriformes; Ictaluridae
Gene: mtmr9
Product: myotubularin related protein 9
Exons: 10
Coding region: 1329-2978 (549 amino acids)
Biological process (GO): negative regulation of autophagy
Source: RefSeq, a predicted model, not a curated record